Messenger RNA from Trichogramma pretiosum, 2325 nucleotides. Its product is annotated as LIM/homeobox protein Awh. Gene Ontology annotation, biological process: neuron differentiation; regulation of transcription by RNA polymerase II. Gene Ontology annotation, cellular component: nucleus. Gene Ontology annotation, molecular function: RNA polymerase II transcription regulatory region sequence-specific DNA binding; DNA-binding transcription factor activity, RNA polymerase II-specific. The transcript is spliced from 4 exons. Bases 228 to 1010 code for a protein of 260 amino acids. The record is from RefSeq and is a predicted model, not a curated record. NCBI's taxonomy places the organism in Eukaryota, Metazoa, Arthropoda, Insecta, Hymenoptera, Trichogrammatidae.
UUGAGAUCAAUGUGUGUUCAGAGAUUUUUCGUCUAGAUGCAGUUGUUGAUACGUUAAAAGUAUUUUACGUAAGAAAUACUGAAAACUAUUAUCCAGUUUUGAAGUGAAUAAAAAUUCCUAAAGCUCGUAUAUAAAACAGUAACGAAUAAAGCAAUUAUGCCAAGAUUUCUAACGAAUUCCGUCAUCUAAUGUAAACCAAAAGUUAAUGAAGUUUGUGUCGAUCGACGAUGACAGUCAGUGUUACAGAAAUAAUGCAAGAUAGCUUUGGAACGAAAAAUUCACAGAAAGAUUCUCAGACUGUGGCUCUAAAAAAACAAAAAAGUAUUUUAGAUAAAUUUGAAAAUUUGCAAGACGAAGAUAAUAAAAGAUCACUUGAAUGUAAUGGAUGCGGGGAAAAUGUAUUAGAUCGUUCAUUACUUUGUGUUGGAAAUCGCACUUGGCAUUCCAAAUGCCUGAAAUGUUCAGCGUGUUUUCAGUCUUUACACGAUCAGCAUUCUUGUUUCAUUCGUGAUACAAAAAUUUACUGCAAACAAGAUUAUAUAAUAAACUUCGGAGCAAAGUGUUCAAAAUGUGGUAGAAGUAUUGGAACCGGAGACUGGGUACGACGUGCUCGAGAAAGAGUUUACCAUUUAGCAUGUUUUGCUUGCGAUACUUGCUCUCGACAACUUUCAACCGGAGAACAAUUUGCCUUAAUCGACAUGAAAUUGUUGUGCAAAGCUCACUAUCUUGAUUUGAUAGAAGGCAACAAUACAUCCUCUUCCGAAGACUACGAUUCAGAAUAUAGUUGUAAAGGUAGUAAAACGAAACGCGUCAGAACUACUUUCACUGAAGAACAGUUAUCAGUAUUACAGGCAAAUUUUCAAUUAGAUAGCAAUCCAGAUGGACAAGAUUUAGAACGAAUUGCACACGUCACUGGGCUUACAAAAAGAGUUACUCAAGUCUGGUUUCAAAACUCUAGAGCACGCCAAAAAAAGCAUAAUGUUAAAAUUAAAUCACAAAAUGAUUGGUAAUGACUUAGUUUAUAUGUCUUGCAUAUGUACACUUUAAUAAAGUAUUGAUUUGCAAUCAUAUAUGUACGAUUUUAAUUUGAAUAAUUUUAAUCUCUCGAUCAAUUAGUUUAUUUCGCUUAAUUUUUUUAAUAUCAUGCGUUUUAACAAUCUAUCAACGAUAGUACUCAAAUUAUCACUACAAUUUUACAUGAAAUUUUUGAUUUAUUCAUUAUUUACUAAUUUUUGUUUGAAACCUGUUUUUAAUAUGUUAACUAUUUCUCGUUCUUUUAUUUCUAAUGUUUACAAACUUAAUCCGAACUUUGAUCGUCGAGAAAUUAAAUGUUUAUGAAACAUCUAAAACUUGUAUAACACUUUCAUUCCAAAUGUUUUUUCGAUUUCUUCAACUAAUAAACCAAAUAUGUUUAUACAACUCCUAAUUCAAUUCUGAGGAUUAGAGGAUUUUUCCUCUUCUUAUUAUUUAUUUUUUAUUUUCAUUUCUUUUUGAAGUAUAUAAUUGUUGCGAAUCGAAGUGUAAAAAAGUUAAAAAAGAAGUAUUUCAAAAAUAGCAGCUCAAAGAAAAUGUGAUAAGUAGAAUUUAAAAUUCUGUUUACAGCGAUAGGAUUAUGCAAAGAGUGACACUGAACUAACACGUUCAUCUUAUGAAAAAAACGAGAAAGAGUGCAUGUGAUACCAAGUACAGCCCAUUACAGUCUCCCGAAAAACUCCGAAGCUAAUAUUUUGUAUCUGGACAUAUUGUUUUAUAUUUGCUGUUAAUUUAGAUUAAAGUUAUAUUUAAAAUUUUCGGAAAUAAUUGUCAUAAGUGUAUAAUUCGAAGAAUUGUAUCAAACACGAUUUUCAUUUUUUUUAACAAUUAAACCUGCAAAUAAAAUCAGAAUAUAUUCAAAUAUUUUUCAAAAUUUUAAAAAUCUUUGAUGUUGAAAACAAUGUGAAAAUAUUUUUUUAUGGCUUAUAGUGAGAAGGUAUCUUGUAUGUAAUGAGUAGUUUUCCGGUAAUGGUGAUAUUAAUUUGUUGUAAGUUAAAAAUAGGAAACUGAGUUGAACCAAUCAAUGCCUGUUUAAUGGUACAAAACUAUAAUGAGCUAAAUAAAGUAAGCUAAAGUAAAAUCCCACACUAUUUGCAGCUAAUAUUGGGUAUAGUUGAAUGUUACACUUUUAGAAACAAUCAAUUGACCUUUUAAAAGAGUCUCAUUAUAUUAAUGAUUUUUUUAAUAACAGUUAAAAGUAAUGGGAAACUCAUUUUCAACACAUUUUGUAUUUAUUUAUUAUUUUAACAAACAAAUAAUGAAGGCUUUCAUUAAUUUUUUUAAUUUCUUAAC